GGCAGGGGCGCCGCCGCCAGCACCACCGUCUCCUAAGUUCUCCGUUGUGGAUGCACGGGCCCGGUCGCUCCGCUCCCCAUCCCCCCGGCGCAGUGGGGCCCGAGGAGGCCGGAGGAGCGGGCUCGGACGGGAUUUCGGAGGAAGGGGAGAGGACGGGCGCCCCACCCGCUCGGAGGGUGGGGGGCUCGGUGAACGAUGAAGAGCCGGCGGCGGCGGCGCCGGGAGUACUGCAAGUUUGCGCUGCUGUUGGUGCUGUACACGCUGGUGCUGCUGCUCAUCCCCUCCGUACUGGACGGCGGCCGCGACGGCGACAAGGGCGCCGGGCACUGCCCGGGCGUGCAGCGCAGCCUGGGAGUGUGGAGCUUGGAGGCUGCGGCGGCGGGAGAGCGAGAGCAGGGCGGGGAGGCGCGGCCGGCUGCGGAGGGGGGCGCGGGCCAAUCCCCCGGGGCCCUGGGUAACCUCAGUGGCGCCGUUGGGGAGGCGCUGUCCCGCGAGAAGCAGCACAUUUAUGUGCAUGCCACCUGGCGCACCGGCUCGUCGUUCCUGGGCGAGCUCUUUAACCAGCACCCGGACGUUUUCUACUUGUACGAGCCCAUGUGGCACCUAUGGCAAGCGCUGUAUCCGGGCGACGCUGAGAGCCUGCAGGGCGCGCUGCGCGACAUGUUGCGCUCGCUCUUCCGCUGCGACUUCUCGGUGCUGCGGCUGUACGCGCCACCGGGGGACCCCGCCGCGCGCGCCCCGGGCGCAGCCAAUCUCACCACGGCCGCGCUCUUUCGCUGGCGGACCAACAAGGUCAUCUGCUCGCCGCCGCUGUGCCCCGGCGCACCCCGUGCCCGCGCUGAGGUCGGCCUCGUCGAAGAUGCAGCCUGCGAGCGCAGCUGCCCGCCCGUGGCUCUACGCGCCCUGGAGGCCGAGUGCCGCAAGUAUCCGGUGGUGGUCAUCAAGGACGUGCGCCUCCUCGACCUGGGCGUGCUGGUGCCUCUGUUGCGUGACCCCGGCCUCAACCUGAAGGUGGUGCAACUUUUCCGCGACCCGCGGGCCGUGCACAACUCACGCCUCAAGUCCCGGCAGGGGCUGCUGCGCGAGAGCAUCCAAGUGCUGCGCACCCGCCAGCGGGGCGACCGCUUCCACCGCGUGCUGCUGGCGCACGGCGUGGGCGCUCGGCCCGGGGCCCAGGCCCGCGCCCUGCCCGCCGCCCCACGCGCCGACUUCUUCCUGACCGGCGCGCUCGAGGUGAUCUGCGAAGCCUGGCUGCGCGACCUGCUGUUCGCGCGCGGCGCGCCCGCCUGGCUGCGGCGCCGCUACCUGAGGCUGCGCUACGAGGACCUGGUGCGGCAGCCGCGCACCCAGCUGCGCCGCCUGCUGCGCUUCUCCGGGCUGCGCGCGCUCGCCGCGCUCGACGCCUUCGCGCUCAACAUGACGCGGGGCGCGGCCUACGGCGCCGACCGACCCUUCCACCUGUCGGCGCGCGACGCCCGCGAGGCGGUGCACGCCUGGCGCGAGCGCCUGAGCCGAGAGCAGGUGCGCCAGGUGGAGGCGGCCUGCGCUCCAGCCAUGCGUCUGCUGGCCUACCCUCGCAGCGGAGAGGAGGGCGACCUGGAGCCGCCCGCGGAUGAGGAGAAGCCGCCUGAGGCCGAGGUGGACGGCGCCACGUAGCCCCCCCGCACCGCGCCCCCGGGACGGAGCCGGCAUGUCUCUCCUUGACCUCUAUCCUGAGGAGGCCCCAAGAUUUCAUUCUGGUAGGUAUUUAAGACACCUUGGUCUUUGUUCUUGACAAGAUAAAUGAAUCCUUUGAACGAAUCUAGGGAAGGAGGUAAGUGCACUGUAAACUAAUAAUCCAACGUUCAGAAAGCUUUCUCUAAGGAAGCCAUCCGAAGCAGAAAAAGAAAUGACCAGCUACCACCAAAUCCCCAAGUAUUCUCAAAGUCAUUCUAUCUUAAUCAGGAUACUAAGCCCCAGCUUAUGUAUAAAUGUCACCUGAAGGAGAUCUCUUGCUUAAAUAGGCAUUCAUUAAACAUUGUCCCCCCCCCAUAGAAUUUCUCAUUCAACAAAAUCCAUUUAAAUUCCCUAUCAGGGGUGCCGGGUGGCUCAGUCAGUUAAGCACCUGCCUUCAGCUCAGGUCAUGAUCCUGGGGUCCUGAGAUUGAGCCCCGAAUAGGGCUCCCUGCUCAGCGGGGGUCUGCUUCUCCUUCUCCC
This is a messenger RNA of Nyctereutes procyonoides (raccoon dog), 2195 nucleotides long. It is a transcript of the gene CHST7, whose product is annotated as carbohydrate sulfotransferase 7. Gene Ontology annotation, biological process: N-acetylglucosamine metabolic process; carbohydrate metabolic process. The coding region runs from base 196 to 1656 and encodes 486 amino acids. The transcript is spliced from 2 exons. Gene Ontology annotation, molecular function: N-acetylglucosamine 6-O-sulfotransferase activity; chondroitin 6-sulfotransferase activity. The record is from RefSeq and is a predicted model, not a curated record. Gene Ontology annotation, cellular component: Golgi membrane. NCBI's taxonomy places the organism in Eukaryota, Metazoa, Chordata, Mammalia, Carnivora, Canidae.